AUGGCAAUUGUGUUUGGCAAGCAAUUUGUCAUCAUGCACUCUGCAGAGGAGGUCACCACAUACAUCCAUAUCUUCAUCUAUCACUAUGGGUACUUCCUUGAGAAGUACAGUGGUGUGGAGAAGUUCUCCAACUAUGUAUUGGAGAGCAAACACAGUCUCAUGCUCCUCUUGUGGACAGGAACCUGGAUGGGGCUGUUUGAGAUGGAUAAGAGUGGUGAGAUGUUGGCAGACCACAUUCUGUGCUCCCUUUGA
This is a messenger RNA of Acanthamoeba castellanii str. Neff, 252 nucleotides long. RefSeq lists its product as uncharacterized. The coding region runs from base 1 to 252 and encodes 83 amino acids. Lineage: Eukaryota; Discosea; Longamoebia; Acanthamoebidae. The transcript is spliced from 3 exons. The record is from RefSeq and is a predicted model, not a curated record.